AUGCAGUUUAACAUUAAUCAUCAACGGUGUUCAAAUAUCCAGCAACAACAACAACCUUUUCAAAUACAACAACAACAACAUAUUUAUCAGCAAAUCCAGAUACAAGCACAACAACCUUUACAAUUCCAAAAUCCACAACAAAUACAACAAGCACAGUAUCCACAACAACAACAACAGUUGCAACAAGCACAGCACCCACAACAACAAUUGCAACAAGCACAGCAUCCAGAACCACAUCAGCAAGAAGAAGAAGAGGUUGAACCAGUAUUUUAUUUUAGUCAACCUCCCAAAUCUGAAGAAAUCAGAGCAUACUUUAUUUAUAAAUAUCAAAAUGAAAUCGAAUAUUCUGACAAAUAUUAUGAUGAUUUGUUUGAAUACAGACAUGUCAUUUUACCUAAAGAAAUUUCACUCCAUGUUCCACGUGAUAGACUUAUGAUAGAAGAUGAAUGGAGAGCUCUUGCACCUGAACCACAUAUUUUACUUUUCAAACGAGAAAAAGAUUAUUAUGAAAAAUAUUUACUUCCCUUAGAAAAAGAGAGAGAACUACAACAACAAACUCAAGAAAGUAACGCAAGUUCGUCUGUUGCAGUUUGA
Entrophospora sp. SA101 is the source of this 594-nucleotide messenger RNA. The record is from the annotation of a GenBank genome assembly. NCBI's taxonomy places the organism in Eukaryota, Fungi, Glomeromycota, Glomeromycetes, Entrophosporales, Entrophosporaceae.